Gekko japonicus is the source of this 1291-nucleotide messenger RNA. RefSeq names its product apolipoprotein B mRNA editing enzyme catalytic polypeptide like 2 (gene APOBEC2). Gene Ontology annotation, biological process: cytidine to uridine editing. NCBI's taxonomy places the organism in Eukaryota, Metazoa, Chordata, Lepidosauria, Squamata, Gekkonidae. The annotation marks the transcript as partial. The transcript has 2 exons. Gene Ontology annotation, molecular function: RNA binding; cytidine deaminase activity. The record is from RefSeq and is a predicted model, not a curated record. Gene Ontology annotation, cellular component: nucleus; cytoplasm.
UACAGAGAACGGCUACCAGCCUUCUUUUUCAAAUUCCAGUUCAGGAACGUAGAAUAUAGUUCAGGAAGAAACAAAACCUUCCUGUGUUACAUCAUAGAGAUCCAAAGCAAGGAGUCAAAGAUAUUACGGGGUUACCUGGAGGAUGAACAUGCAGCAGCUCAUGCAGAAGAUGCCUUCUUCAAUAACAUCCUGCCCACAUGUGAGUCUGGUCUGCGCUACAGUGUCACCUGGUACGUCUCUUCUAGCCCCUGUGUGGCCUGUGCUGAUCGGAUAACUAAGGCACUGCAGAAAAAUAAGAACCUGCAUCUCUCCAUCCUGGUUGGCCGUCUCUUCAUGUGGGAGGAGCCUGAGAUCCAGGCUGCCCUGAAGAAAAUGAAGGCAGCAGGCUGCAAAAUGAGGAUAAUGAAGCCUCAAGACUUUGAGUACGUCUGGAAGAAUUUUGUAGAGCAGGAAGAGGGUGAGGAGGGAAAGGCAUUUGAGCCCUGGGAGGACAUUCAAGAGAACUUCCAGUUUUAUGAAGAAAAGCUUGCUGAACUUUUGCAGUGAGAUUCAAGGCCUGCUUGUAAAAGAUCUGCCAGUCCUAUGGAGAGACAACCAUGAUAUACUCUGACAUCUGGGACUACUCCCUUCAGUCCUCCAGACCCACUCUGAAGCAGAAAAUACUACUGCAAGUCUCUAGUAAACAUACCGUUGUGCUGACUAAAAAUACAUUUAUCAUGCUGCAUGGAGGCAUUUGGUUGUCUGAAACAUGUAAGGCUGCCCUGCUGGAAAAGAAAAAGCAUUGUGUUCUGGAAUGAAGUUAAUGUCUGCAGUGUAAAGUUAAAACUUCAGUGGAAAAAAUCAAAUUACACCAAAAAUCUUUCUUUAAAACAAUACCACAAACUAAACAAGUUUAGGAGACAUGUUUUUGUAAUAGUACAGAUCUUUUUGUAAUGACAAUAAGUAUAUAAAAUGUUUUGCUUUUUCUUCCACCGUGUAUAACUAAAAUCCAUGGCUUAAUAUUCUGGUUAACUUCUCUGAAACAAAUGUAAGAAGUAAUGCUCAGCAUCUCUUUUAUCACUUUUCCUACUGUAAACAGGGCAAAUAAGAAAAUAAAACAAAUAGCCGUUGCUGGACCUAAUUUGACUGAAUGCCUUUGGCAAGACUGUCGACCCUCGAUAGUUAGAGAAGCCUCCCCAUCCUGUUCCAUAAACACAGGCAUGCAGAUAGGAUGAGAAAUACUACAACAGUGUAUUUCUCACCCUACAAGCAUGCUUGUGUGUCAAAAUGUGGCCAAAGCUUUCCUAAAAGU